UUUUUUUUUCCUGAAAUCUCUCAUCCUCCAUUCAUUCAGUGUUCUCACUUACUUUCAUUUCUUUACAUUCCGUCGUAUAUUAGUCACCAGUUCCCUCAUAUCUACGGACAAGAAACAAAAGCUAUUCAUCAUGGCGAUUAUUAUGAUCGACAACUAUGACAGUUUUACCUGGAACAUCUAUCAGUCACUGUGCAUCCUUGGCGCAGAUGUUAAAGUUUAUCGCAACGAUGCUAUUACAGUUGAGGAGAUCAUAGCUUUGGAUCCAACUCAUCUGGUUGUUUCCCCUGGCCCAGGACAUCCAUCUGACUCUGCCGGUGUUUCCAAGGCUGCGAUCAAGCACUUUGCUGGAAAGAUCCCUGUUCUUGGUGUCUGUUUGGGUGAGCAGUGCAUGUUUGAGAUUUAUGGAGGCAGUGUUGGCUAUGCAGGAGAGAUCGUACACGGUAAGGUUUCACCUAUUAAGCACGACGGCAAAGGCCUUUACCUCAACAUUCCGCAGGAUAUUCUCUGCACACGUUAUCAUUCGCUUUCAGGUGUUAUUUCAACUGUGCCUGAAGUACUGGAAGUCACAUCCAGAACUGAAUCAGGCGUCAUCAUGGGAGUGCGUCACAAGACUCUCUGUGUUGAAGGUGUGCAAUAUCACCCAGAGAGUGUACUUUCUGAGCAUGGACAGACCUUAUUUAGCAACUUCUUGAAGCUCCGUGGCGGUACCUGGAAAGAGAAUCCAGAGUAUGGGGUUGAUUCGGAUAUCAAGCCUGCAGGGACAGCGGAGGCUGCUAAGACAGCCGUUCCCAGUAUUCUCACCAAGAUCUUGGGACAGCGUCUUCAGGAUGUUGCAGAUGCCAAAGCUCUGCCGGGGCAAUCUGCUGCUGACUUGCAGAAGCUUAUUGACCUUGGAUUGGCGCCAAAACAGAUUGAUUUUGUAGCACGUAUCAAGAAGAGCCAGCCCUUACCUGCGAUUAUGGGCGAGAUUAAGCGUGCUAGCCCUAGUAAGGGUAACAUUGACUUGGAUGCCAAUGCUGCAGAACAGUCGUUAGCCUAUGCCCGUGCGGGUGCGAGCGUUAUCAGUGUCUUGACUGAGCCCAAAUGGUUCAAAGGAUCCUUGAAUGACAUGCGUGUAGUUCGAGCCAUGAUCGAUAGUCUGCCCAACCGCCCAGCUGUCCUUCGCAAGGAUUUUAUCGUUGACACCUACCAGAUCUUGGAGGCUCGCGUCUAUGGUGCUGACACAAUCUUGUUGAUCGUCGCCAUGCUUUCAAUUGAGCAAUUGCAUACACUCUACAAGUUUGCAGUCAACUUGGGAAUCGAGCCUUUGGUCGAAGUUAAUAAUGCACAGGAGAUGGAGGUCGCAAUCGAGUUGGGCGCCAAGGUCAUCGGCGUCAAUAACAGGAACCUGCAUAACUUUGAAGUUGACAUGAACACUACCACUAAACUCGUCAACAUGGUUCCAAAAGAUACUAUAUUAGUGGCCUUGAGCGGGAUCAAGGGUCGCGAAGAUGUGGAGCGCUACGUUGAGCAGGGUGUUAAGGGUGUCCUUGUGGGCGAGGCUUUGAUGCUCUCGUCAGACAAAAGGGCAUUCAUUCGUGGACUGUUGGGUUUGACCGCUGAGAAGGAACAGUCAAAGGUUCUGGUCAAGAUCUGUGGUGUUCAAACAGUGGAUGCUGCACUCCAAGCUGCAGACUCCGGAGCAGAUUUUAUUGGCAUGAUCUUUGCAGAGGGAUCGAAGCGUCAGGUUAAGCUCAAUGUAGCUGCAGAGAUUGUGGAGGCCGUUAGGGAAUAUGCCAAUGCUAUAGCAGAAGCAGAUGGAGACUCUGAGGAUACGCUUCGUGGAGCUAACAAGGGAGGCAAUGUGGCAAAUGAGGACUGGUUUUCUAUGCAUGCCAAGAGAGCGGAGCGUAACCCUCGGAAGCCCAUGAUCGUUGGUGUAUUUAGAGAUCAAUCCCUAGAAGAGAUCACGAGGAUUGUGGAUACACUCAAGAUCGACUUGGUUCAAUUCCAUGGAGGCGAAAAUCCAGAGAUGGCCAAGUUCUUGCCUGUACCAGUUAUCAAGGCAUUUCAUAUCCGUGGAGAUGAGCCUGCUAAAGAAGUGAUUCAAAAAGUUGCUGGUACCCGUGGCUUGAAUGCAUAUUGCCUGUUGGAUUCAGCAGGUAAAGCUGGCGGAUAUGGAGGAGGUGAAGGUCAGGUAUUUGAUUGGUCGAUCGCUAAGACUGUAGUUGAUUCACAGGAAGGUGGAUUUCCGAUCCUUCUGGCAGGAGGGUUGAAUCCAGAGAAUGUAGCUGAGGCCGUGCGCCAGGUCCGUCCUUGGGCCGUGGAUGUGUCCAGCGGAGUGGAAACCAAUGGUGAGAAGGACGAACACAAGAUCAAGGCGUUUGUUGAGCGAGCCAAAUCUGCAUAAAGAAAUCCUCACAAAAAAAGAAAAAAUCUUUUUGCUUAAUAAAUCGGCGUCACAUGAUAGUGACAUUU
Messenger RNA from Lobosporangium transversale, 2457 nucleotides. Its product is annotated as indole-3-glycerol phosphate synthase-domain-containing protein. Gene Ontology annotation, molecular function: phosphoribosylanthranilate isomerase activity; anthranilate synthase activity; indole-3-glycerol-phosphate synthase activity. The transcript is spliced from 2 exons. The record is from RefSeq and is a predicted model, not a curated record. NCBI's taxonomy places the organism in Eukaryota, Fungi, Mortierellomycota, Mortierellomycetes, Mortierellales, Mortierellaceae. The coding region runs from base 131 to 2389 and encodes 752 amino acids. Gene Ontology annotation, biological process: L-tryptophan biosynthetic process.